AUGAAUAAAAAAGUAGCUUAUUAUUACCAUGAAGACAUAGGAAAUUUUAAUUUUGGUACAUAUCAUCCUAUGAAACCAUUUAGAUCAGUUAUGUUACAUUCACUAGUUUUGGCAUAUGAAUUAUAGGAUUAUAUGACAUUUUAUAAACCUGAUUCAUUAAGUAUAAAAGAAAUGACAAAAUUUCAUGCAGAAGAUUAUAUUCAUUUUUUAUCAGUAGUAGAAAAUAGUAAUAGAAAUUUAUAUGCAAGAUUAGCAAAUAGAUAUAAUAUAGAUUCAGAUUGUCCUAUAUUUGAUGGUAUGUUAGAUUAUUGCGCUAUAGCUAGUGGAGGAAGUGUAAGUGCAGCUAGAAAAUUAAAUUCUAAAUUAUAUGAUAUAGUAAUGAAUUGAAGUGGGGGAUUACAUCAUUCUAAAAGGGAAGAAGCAGCUGGAUUUUGUUAUGUUAAUGAUAUAAUUUUAGCUAUAUUAGAGUUAUUAAAAGUACAUAGAAAAGUAUUAUAUAUAGAUAUAGAUGUUCAUCAUGGAGAUGGAGUAGAAGAAGCAUUUUAUACUACUAAUAGAGUAUUUACAUUAUCAUUUCAUAAAUAUGGAAAUUUCUUUCCAGGAACAGGACAUAUAGAUGAUAUAGGAGUUGAAUUAGGUCAAGGAUAUGCUGCUAAUGUUCCAUUAGAAGAAGGAAUAACAGAUGAAAAUUAUUAGUAUAUUUUUAAACCUGUAAGUAAAAAAAUAAUAGAAGGAUAUAAACCAGAUGUUAUAGUAUUACAAUGUGGAGCAGAUUCAUUGUCGGGUGAUAGAUUAGGUUGUUUUAAUCUUAGUAUAAAUGGACAUUGUGAAGCUGUAGAAUAUAUUAAAAGUUUUGAUAUACCUUUAUUAGUAUUAGGAGGUGGAGGAUAUACAGUAAGAAAUGUAGCUAGAUGUUGA
Messenger RNA from Alosa alosa (allis shad), 918 nucleotides. RefSeq names its product probable histone deacetylase 1-B. Lineage: Eukaryota; Metazoa; Chordata; Actinopteri; Clupeiformes; Clupeidae. Gene Ontology annotation, molecular function: histone deacetylase activity. The record is from RefSeq and is a predicted model, not a curated record. The transcript has a single exon.